AUGGACAUCAACAAAACAUUCACGGUGCAUUGUAUGCGGGUGGCCUCGUCGGUCACGGCACCGGACCCCAGCAUCCUCUCGCAGCGCCUGCGUGACUACCUAGCCGGCGACACGGUACGCGGCGUGGAAGUCUCGGUUGACGAGAGCACCGUCGGGGACUCGGGGACUCUGAACGCAAUCGACUGGCAAGUGGACGAGGAGGACGCCGAGGAUAUCAGACAUCGGGUCGAGCUCGCCUACGAGAAGAGCACGUUUCUCGUCUUUGUCCUCCUCUCCCGCAGCCUGCUCUUGCUAUAUGCGCCGGCGCCGAUCCGGAACGCCGUGGUUCGCUUCCUGGCGCAGACGUUCGACACGCGCAUCUCACCGCUGAUCCCAAACCCGGCCACAUUGAUCAGUGUAUUUGAGACAUGGCUGGGAGAUGGUGGCCUGAGCACGAAAAAGGACGUCAUUAUUGCCCUGGGGUUUGGCGACAAGAUUCCUGGUGAGGGACUUCGGUCGAUAGACAUUGCCAUUCCAGCUGAGGACGUGGGCGGAUUCGUUGGUGAGGGCGAGAACUUCUCGGACAACUUGGCAGCCUACAUGGACAAGCACCUUGCGCUGAAUAUGAAACAUGCGGGAGUCAGGAUUGUGAAAAUUGCGUGUGGUGGUUUCGUGCUGGGGGGAGGCAAGAUGAAACUGCUUGAUGAAGCGGCGUCCGCCGUUGUUCUCAAUGGUAUCAGCCUAGAGCACAUUUGA
Truncatella angustata is the source of this 735-nucleotide messenger RNA. Its product is annotated as kinetochore complex Sim4 subunit Fta1-domain-containing protein. Lineage: Eukaryota; Fungi; Ascomycota; Sordariomycetes; Amphisphaeriales; Sporocadaceae. The record is from RefSeq and is a predicted model, not a curated record. Bases 1 to 735 code for a protein of 244 amino acids. The transcript has a single exon.